Molecule: messenger RNA, 2314 nt
Organism: Scleropages formosus (Asian bonytongue)
Lineage: Eukaryota; Metazoa; Chordata; Actinopteri; Osteoglossiformes; Osteoglossidae
Gene: pofut3
Product: protein O-fucosyltransferase 3
Exons: 4
Coding region: 836-2071 (411 amino acids)
Cellular component (GO): Golgi membrane
Molecular function (GO): alpha-(1->3)-fucosyltransferase activity
Source: RefSeq, a predicted model, not a curated record
AUGGCGCGACGGUCUACGAAGACGCUCGUGUUCUGUCUGUGCAUUUCAGCAUCAUUUUUUCUUAUCAUUACCUUCAAGGUACAACGGCUUUCACUUAUGUUGGCGUUCACGGCGUAUCUGCAUGGCGACAGGGGGUCAGCGCCCCUCGGAAGCCUCCAAAUGAAAGAAACAAUAAACGGAUGGGUGGCGCAGCGGGUAGCGCUGGUGCCACGCAGCACUUCUUGGGUUGUGCAUCUGGUUUUGUUCUGUGUGGACUUUGUUUGUACGUUAUCCCCUUGUUCAGGUGGGUUCCUCCCAAAAACGUGCUCCAGGUGAAGUGCCCGGGGACUAAACCUGCCCCCAGUGUGUGUUACACGGAUUCGAGUCGAGCGCGGCUCACGCUGCAUUAGAUUUCCUCUCCAUCCUCCUUUAUGUCGCUUGAUCUACCUGGGCUUUAUCUGAUUUUUUCGGGGAUGUAACCGCAGUCCCUCGUCCCUCUUUCUUCUGGUAUUUCCUUACCUUUCCAAUCUAUCCUUUCUACCAGCUGCCUCAGUUCCAUGUUUUUAUGGCUCGAUUCCUAUUUGUGUGACACUUUGUUCCUUAGCUGUGAAUGUUUCUUGUGUGCAGUUUUUGAACGUUAGCCUUAGAAUUGUCACAAUUUCUUGCUUAUCCCUUUGAAGCAUACGAGGUCGAAGUUUUGUCCUUUUCAAAUGAUGCAUAUUGUGACCCUGUCGGUGUGUGCAAUGCUCAGGUCGUUGGGGAAUUGGGCCACUUUGAGAGGCAGCAGCUCAACCUUCAUCUGACGGAAGGUCUGUAUCGCGGACACAAAGAGACACUUCGGGACACGAUCCCCGUGAUGGACACUGCGGGAACAGGUGCUCCUGGCGGAGGCUCCUACCCAGUCAUCGUGUGGUGGUCUCCACUGACGGGAGAGACGGGGCGCUUGGGGGAUUGUGGAAGAAACAGGUGCUUCUUCACCAUCAACAGGACUUACUAUCACCACCCAUCCACAAAGGCCUUUCUCUUUUAUGGCACUGACUUUAAUGUAGAAAGCCUUCCGCUUCCUAGAAGGGCACAUCACCACUGGGCCUUGUUCCAUGAAGAGUCACCUAAAAACAACUACAAGCUUUUCCACAAGCCUGUCAUCACUCUCUUCAACCACACAGCCACCUUCAGCCACUUCUCCCAUCUACCCCUGACCACUCAGUACCUUGAGAGCCUGGAUGUGCUCAGAUCCCAUGCCUACUUUGUUCCUUUGUCCAAGAAGAACCUUCUGCGGAAGUCCCUGGCUCCUGUUGUGUACGUACAGUCAGACUGCGAUCCCCCCUCUGAUCGAGACACCUUUGUGCGCCAACUGAUGACCCACAUCCAGGUGGACUCCUAUGGAGAGUGCUUGCACAACAAGGAUCUGCCACCCCAUCUGAAGGAUUUCACUGCCAUGGAUGAACAGGGCUUCUACAGGAUCCUGGCCCAGUACAAGUUCAUCCUGGCCUUCGAGAAUGCUGUUUGUGAUGACUACAUUACAGAGAAGCUGUGGAGGCCCCUCAAACUUGGGGUGGUUCCUGUGUAUUAUGGAGCUCCUAACAUUCACAGGUGGCUCCCGAGCAACGGGAGCGCAAUAGUUGUUCGGCCCAAGGAAUCUCCAGAGAAACUGGCAGAAUACCUGAAGAGGCUGGAUGAAAACGACCAGGAGUAUGAAACCUAUUUGGAAUGGAAGGAGAAGCGUGAAAUCUCAAACCAAAACUUGUUGGCUGAGAUGACGGGCCGGAAAUGGGGCGUCCAAGAUAUUACAAAAGACAGUCACGUCGAUGUUUUUGAGUGCAUGGUGUGCAAGAGGAUAUGGGAGAAUAUUAAUAGACUAAAAGAGGGCCUAACACCUAGAACAUGGCAGGCAGAUGCAAAUCACCUGAAAUGCCCACCCCCAACAACCUUUGACUUUGCUCUAGGUCCUACCAGCUGGACGUCUCAGCGUGGAAUAUGGAGGCCCAGUUACGAACAGUCCAAGAAAGAGGCUAAAGCCCUGCACAUUUUAGCUCAGAGGAAUAAGAACUUUUCAGUGGAAGAAUUUUGGAAACAGGUGUUCAGUGACUGAAAGAGACCAUGAAAUGGAAAACUGAAUUAUCCCUUUUAUAAAACAGGAGCUCUGUUGAUCAGCCUGCAUUUUAACCAUUUCUGGUUCUGUCAGCAGUAGUGUAGCAGUAGCGCAAUAUACAGACCUGGAAUACUCAUGUUUUGACCAUGGUGUAUCAGAAUCAGACUUACGACUCAUAUAUGCCAUAAUACUCUGCAUCUCCUGAAAUUUUGUUACUAAAAAGUGCCUUGGUCUUUUGUCAAU